Molecule: messenger RNA, 713 nt
Organism: Stegodyphus dumicola
Lineage: Eukaryota; Metazoa; Arthropoda; Arachnida; Araneae; Eresidae
Source: RefSeq, a predicted model, not a curated record
AUGAUUCGAGAUGUGGGUCUUAAUAAGCUAGAUAAAAAAAUUAAACUUCUGAGGGCACAUGAAGAGCUAGCAAGUAAAAUUUCCGAAAAUGCCCAAGAAAGUGAGCUGUCGAAGAAUCCUUUACCUACUGAAUUACCAGAGAAGCGCAAAUUUAAACUGCCGAAGAUCGAACUAAAGAAAUUCAACGGCGAAGCAAAAGAAUUUUUGACGUUUUGGAGCCAGUUUUCGAAGAUCCAUGAAGAUCCGACGAUUCCAGAUGAAGAUAAAUUCCAGUACCUCCUGCAAGCAGUUGUUCCUCAGUCCAAAGCCGCACGGGUAGUGGAGAGCUUUCCGGCAACGGCCUCGAAUUAUCCGAAAGCAAUCGCCCGCUUCGAGAGAGGUUUGGAAGAGAAGACUUACUUGUGCAGAUAUACGUCCAGAGAUCUUCUAAGCAUGGUUAUGCGUAAUGCAAGCAGUGGACGUGUGAAGACGGAUCUUCCCACUCUCUACGAUGAUUUAGAAACCAAGAUUAGAGCUUUAGAAAGUCUUGGAAGAACGCAAGAGAAGUAUGGUGAUUUCUUAACGCCUUUAGUUGAAUCCUGCCUGCCCGAAGAAGUAUUAAUUGCUUGGGAGAGAAACAGAAAUUUAAAAGAAGCACCUCAGCCUGAUGACCGAUGCCUUGAAAAUUUGAUGAAUUUUCUGAAACAAGAAGUGAAAGGAGAAGAGAUGGUCGU